This is a messenger RNA of Dicrocoelium dendriticum, 312 nucleotides long. Lineage: Eukaryota; Metazoa; Platyhelminthes; Trematoda; Plagiorchiida; Dicrocoeliidae. The record is from the annotation of a GenBank genome assembly.
AUGCGUUUGUCAAAAUGCCUAAAGAAGGAUAUUAUUGCAAAAUAUUAUAUGCAGUACGACACUGACACUUGCGAGGAAAUUCAGAGCGUAAACAGGACCUCGGAGGACAAAGAUCAGCGGACCUACCGCUUGCGGCCCAAGGAAGCAAUCAAUCUUGUUGAUAUUGCAUGGUAUAUGAAUGAACACAGCAAAUUUGUACACUCAUUGAACGGCCGGGGUUCCACGUGCGAAUUCAACGGAUACGUUCAAUUGGAUGAAAGUGGAGGAAGUUCUGAGCCAACAGGCCACACAUCACAGUCCUGCUUCCCUUGA